Eleginops maclovinus (Patagonian blennie) is the source of this 4378-nucleotide messenger RNA. RefSeq names its product dual specificity testis-specific protein kinase 2-like. Bases 674 to 2557 code for a protein of 627 amino acids. Lineage: Eukaryota; Metazoa; Chordata; Actinopteri; Perciformes; Eleginopidae. Gene Ontology annotation, cellular component: nucleus; cytoplasm. The transcript has 13 exons. The record is from RefSeq and is a predicted model, not a curated record. Gene Ontology annotation, molecular function: ATP binding; protein serine/threonine kinase activity. Gene Ontology annotation, biological process: protein phosphorylation; actin cytoskeleton organization.
GAGACUACGGAGCUGUCAAACAGCAACAAUCGCCUGAAAUAUUAUCCCGGGCGGUCCAACAAACAUCGUACUUUGCUCUUUUGUGGAAACAAGGACGACAGAAGCAGAAUUCGAUAUCGCCUUAUGCAUUAACUCUAAGGAAAUGUUGACUUUUAAACGGUUGGCCACGAAAAACUUCCUUUUGCUGUUUGUUGGUGGUUCUCAGGCUAAUGUUUGUUAGCUCUUCGCUUAGCUCGAGUUUUGUUGACAAACUAGCGUUCCUUGCUAGUUUCUGAGCAGCUGCGUUUCCAGCUUCAGGGGGUCGCUUGCCGACUUGUUUUUUGGAGUGCUGUAAAGUUGGGAAAGGCAUGGGUCCCAUGAAGUGUUAAUGCAAACAUCUCCAUGAAAUGAUAACAGGUAUCCAAGGGCUUUCUAUACAUCUGUCAAACAUGUGAAAACGCUCUCAUCCUGGUGUCCAUCCAGUUACAAGCAGCAAGGAACCGGACAAGUAGGAAACAUCCUGGAUUUGCCAGUGUGUGUGUCGCCAGUUGAAACCUAAGUCUUCGUGCGUGACACAUUUUCUCCCAGGAAACAAACUUAGUAAAGUCCCUGCUCCGCUAAAACAAUCCUGUCCUCAUGUCAUGUGGGUACAUCACAGAAAAAAACCCAUAUUACCCACAUCAUCUUUUACGCCAUGGACCGGAAUAAACGCAAUUCCAUCGCUGGGAUCCCUACGCGACCCGAACGCAUCAACGAGGACAGAGAUGGCGUCGGAGGCGUAGGUGGCUUUGAGAUGGGCAUGGGCCCGCCUUCACAGGUGGGCAGGGUGUGGCCCUCGUCCUACAGAGCUCUCAUCAGUGCCUUCUCCUGUCUCACACGCCUUGAUGACUUCACCUGUGAGUGGAUCGGCUCGGGAUUCUUCUCUGAUGUCUUCAAAGUUCGUCAUCGAGCCACAGAUCAGGUCAUGGCUAUGAAGAUGAACAAAAUCAGCAGCAACAGAGCUAACAUGUUGAGAGAAGUCCAGCUCAUGAACCGGCUCUGCCAUCCCAACAUACUCAGGUUCAAGGGUGUGUGCGUCCAUGAGGGCCAGCUCCACGCUCUGACAGAGUACAUAAACGGUGGAAACCUGGAGCAGCUUCUAGACGGAAACAAACAUCUGAGUUGGCCCAUGAGGGUGAAACUGGCCUGCGACAUCGCCAGCGGCCUGGCUUACUUGCACUCCAAAGGCAUAUUCCACCGGGACCUCACCUCCAAGAACUGCCUGAUAAAGUGUGAGGACAACGGUUACGCCGCAGUGGUGGGAGACUUCGGCCUGGCAGAGAAGAUCCCCACCAAUCUUGCUGAGGUGGAGAAGCUGUCCGUGGUUGGUUCUCCUUUCUGGAUGGCUCCAGAGGUGCUGAGAGAUGAGCCCUACAACGAGAAGGCCGACGUGUUCUCCUACGGUAUCGUCCUGUGUGAGAUCAUAGCGAGGGUGCAGGCUGACCCCGACUUCCUCCCCCGCACAGAGAACUUCGGCCUGGAUUAUCACACGUUCCAGCACAUGGUGGGAGACUGUCCGCCCGACUUCCUGCAGCUGGCCUUCAACUGCUGCAAUAUGGAUCCUAAGCUCCGUCCAUCGUUCACCGAGAACGUCAGGCACCUCGAGGAGAUUCUCGUCCGCCUUAAAGUGGAAGAGAUGGAGCACGAGUGUGUUUCUCUCAGCGGGGAGAACGACAAGAAGACGAUACCCAAAGGUGAAAAGAUCCAGGGCUUCAAGCGACUGAACCCCCUCGGCUUCCAGGACGAUAAAAUCCCUCAGAAGUCGCCCCGCCCGCGACGGAAUAUCUGGCUCAGCCGCAGCCAGUCAGACAUUUUCUCAUGCAAACCGGGGAGAAAAGUCAACGUCCAGGACCCUUACUACAACCCCCCCGUCACCCAGCGGGCCUCCAAAGCUCGCAAGAUAAACCCGUUCACUGCCCGGGAGGACCUGUGCGGGGGCAAGAUCAAGUUCUACGACGUGCCCAGCAAGUCGGUGUUCUCGCUGGUGUUCGACCUGCACUCGCCCCCGGGGAGCGUGUUCAGCGACCCGUCGUCCGCUAACGGACCUGGGGGAGCCCAACAGGGGACGUCUUACUACUGGCAGCAGCUUCCAGGGAGGCAGUGUCACUCGGUGCCCGUCUCCCCCCAGCUGCCCCGCUCUGAGAUCUUCCAGCACCUCGCUGCUGCCGUCAGCUCCAACAACAACGGCUCCGUCACCUCCAGCCAGCUGUCCACCACGCUGCCAGCAAUUAGCUCCAGGUCUGAUACAGGCCUGAUGGGAAAUGAAGUCCGGCAGAAGGCAGCGCUGACUAGCUGGGCAAAGAAAUACGUCGUGGUUGAGAUCCCACCUUACUGCAGGCAGAGAGGAGGGGAGGAGGAGGAGGAGGAGGAAGAGGAGGAGGACGCUAGGAAGGAGGAGGAGGAGGAGGAGGAGGAAGAGUUGGGGGAGAGCUGGUCUCCGAUGGUCCCCAGCAGUGACAGAAACAGUGGAGAAGCUAUGGACUGCUCCUGCAGCCUGGAGGAGGAGGGCAAACGCCUGCCCCCUGUAACACACAUGUAAAUCCACACACACACACACACACGAUGGAGGUGGUGGGAGGGGUGUGGUGGAUACCCCUGGAUGGAGAAGUGGACUGAAACAUCCGACACAUUUCAAGAAAAAUAAUAGAAAAGAAAAAUGCACUUGAUUUUUAUCUUUCAAGUGAACGUCUCACAUGAGUUAAUCAAACACACCUGUUGUAAUAAAACUCUCCCAGCACCCAGGUGUGAUGGAGGGGGGGGGGGGGAGUCUCCCUUUAGCACAAACAGAAAGCUUUUAUCCACACAAUGGACGCUCAGCGUAGAGAUUAUUUUUUGAAAAGGUUGUUUAUAUUUAAUAUUGUGAGAUGAUGUAGAUUUUCGUCCUCUAAAGGUUUCUUAUAUUAGGUGUCUCGUAUGACGAGGGGAUUUGGAGAUUCCUCGUGUUGUGUGAGUGUCUUGAUACUUUCCUCCUGUGUUCUAGACAAAUGUUUAUACUAAAUGUUAAAAAACAUCCCAUAUUUUUCUGAGACAGUGGGGUGAUUAUAAUAACAGAAUUCAAGGUGAUUUAUAAUAAUUGAGUGCCUGGAAUACAACACUCACGAGAUGGAUUCAAAGAGGAGACGGUUUUAGUUUGAUGACAUACUGUAGUUGUCCUUUUUUCUGGUUAGAUGCACAGUAAAUGAGUCAGACUUACACCGUUCAACAGUCAAAGCAGAGCCGUCAGUUUGUAAUUUGUUCAUAAAUCUCUCGCUGCUACUUGAGUUUAUCUGAUGAUUUCGGCAGCUGCUCGUACAGAGAGAGCCUCCCGUAGCUCCUGAUAUUCAGAUUUCAGAGGUGCAUGUGUGAAAAAAGGACUUAUGUGUACCAUCAAUUAAAUACUGCACAGUGAAACUUAUAAUAAAGGUUCAUUAAGAUCAUUUACAGUGUGACGGGGCUGUAAAAAGUGUCCUAAAACAGCGUCAUAAAACAGAUGAGGAGAGGCUUUCUGAGUCUGAGAGGUCAAAAUGUCAUGUCAUCAGUAUGAAGACUAAAUGUUCUAUUAUUCUGUCAGCAAGAAUUCAGUAAAAUCACAUUUGAUUUAAUUCCUUUUUAUCUCAAAGACAAAACAGUGAAUUUCCUUCCUAAAAACUCAAGAGACUUCAGGGUUUGCAGUGAUUUGCAGGGCACUCACAGAAUACAGCUCGGGUUGGAUAAAUAAUAUUUUAAAUGAGAGUAAAAAGCCCAUUAGGAUGAUUUCUGAUGUCAAGUUUUCCCCUUUCUUGUGAGGAAAUAUAAGACAGAGAGCCAAGCUGAGUACUAAUAGUAUUUAGUAUCUAAAAUAUGUCUUUCAUCACAAAAUAUUAGUACUAAAUAAAUGCAAAUGUUUAAGUUUUCCCUCCUGAAAAGAUGCUCAGUUCUAGUGGCAACAUUUGACCUAAAAUGAGAUGUGUGUUUUUCUAAUUGAAGCCCAUUCACAAUCUGAAGUGUAAAUCUCUUAUUUUGAGUUAUUGUUUUAUUCAAUUCUUUUAUUGAAACUCUCCAGUGAAUAUCUAAGCUACACGUCCUCGGGGUAAAGGCUCUGUUAUCUCUAUCCUUCAAACAGCAACCGUCCUCCUUCAUGUUCUCUGCUGACCUUCAAUAGGAACUAAAUGCACUUGUACAGCGAUCUCCUCUGAACUACUUAUCACUACUUUUCUAUGCAAGCGAUGUAACUUUCUAUGACACUGUGUUACAGUAUAAAGGAUCUAAUUUGAUAUUUAUGAGAAAGCAUUUUUAAUGUCUUACCUUUGUAUAUUUGUGUAAAAAGUUUGUGUUACCUGCCUUGAUGAAUACAGAUUGAAAUGUCUUUGCUGAUCGAAUAACAAAAACCUCUCUGAGUUUU